UACUGUUCGAAGGUUGUGUACCCUCCACUCUUCUACAUAUGCCGCUUUGCUGCGUGAAAGCAGCAUUCGCGCGAGGGUUUUAAGUCAAGUAAGUAAACGCAGUUAACGUGGCCUUGGGAUCCCGUUAAUAGAUCCCAGGUUCCAAAGUUGCCUCGAGAUUGAGCGGCCGAUCACGGAAAUGCCAUCCGCUUGAUCACGCGCGAUCUUCAACCACGCUAACUCUUAGCUCGUAAUUACAUCCACAGUCCUAAUUUGCUGAGUGGUAUGGCCGUGGUUCCUGCCCCUCAGACAUGGUGCAGUGAGAAGACGGAACCUUUAGAAGAACCGACGGAAAAAAAUGUGCAGCAAGUGGAGUGCGCAGUUUGCGGCGACAAGUCUUCGGGAAAACACUAUGGAGUAUUUACCUGCGAGGGGUGCAAGUCGUUCUUCAAGCGUAGCGUCCGUCGGAACCUCAGCUACACUUGUCGUGCAUCGAGGAACUGCCCUAUAGAUCAGCAUCACCGCAACCAAUGUCAGUACUGUAGACUGAGAAAGUGUAUAAAGGUCGGCAUGAGACGCGAGGGUACGGGUGAGAAAUUUUCAUUUUAACAAUACUAAAUCAAUGUUCUUCAGUGUGCGAUAGUAGGUAGCUCGCAAGUAUCCCGUGGCUGCUCGAGCAACUUGUUGAAUGAACCCUUUCACCUUAUCUCAACAGCCGUCCAACGAGGUCGAAUCCCUCCAACUCAAGUACCGCAACCGAGUCCGCAGCAUUCAGCGCUGAAUGGGAGUGAUGUGUCGAAUGGUCAUUCGUUUCUGUCCGGUUUUAUCAGCCUUCUCCUGCGAGCAGAACCCUACCCCACCACUAGAUUUCAACAGGGGUUGAACAUGCCAUGUGGAAUCAUGGGCAUCGAGAACAUCUGUGAAUUGGCCGCUCGCUUGCUGUUCAGUGCGGUCGAAUGGGCUCGAAACAUACCGUUCUUUCCCGACUUGGCUGUAACAGAUCAAGUGGCUUUGCUGCGUUUAGUUUGGAGUGAGUUGUUUGUGCUUAACGCUGCCCAAUGCCCGAUGCCGCUCCAAGUUGCCCCGCUUCUCGCCUCCGCCGGUAUCCACUCAAACCACAUGUCCCCGGACAGAAUGGUAACGUUUAUGGACAACGUGCGAAUCUUUCAAGAACAGGUCGAGAAGUACCGAAACCUGCAUGUGGAUGCUGCUGAAUUUGCUUGUUUGAAGGCCAUUGUGCUUUUUACAUCAGGUAAGUCAGCUCGCUGGGCGCCACUUCCUUCAUCUUUGAAAUAUAUUUUGAUAUUUUAUUUAUAACUGUCUUUGAACAUUAGUAACAUUUGAUCUAUUGCGGUGAAUUAAUAGCAAUGCCCUUCCCUAUUCAAGGUCGUGUGCUAGUCCACUGCGGUGCGGCCUAUCGCGCCACCAACAUUAUUUCAAGUAUAUACCAAUGUCACGGAUCCUAAUUGUGUUUUCACAGAUGCGUCCGGUCUUACUGACCCGCAGUACAUCGAGAGUCUACAAGAGAAGACGCAGUGUGCUCUUGAAGAGUAUACAAGAAACCAGUACCCGAACCAACCGAAUCGCUUUGGAAAAUUGUUGUUGAGGCUUCCCUCUUUACGGAGCAUUAAUUCGUCCAUUGUGGAACAGCUUUUCUUCGUUCGUCUCGUGGGUAAAACUCCAAUUGAGACAUUACUUAGGGAUAUGUUGUUAUCUGGAACGCCAACAAGCUGGCCUUACCUGCCUUGUUCAUAGAGCAAAAUGCUAUAAAACAAGCGGGGAUUUUGGCGUUUCAGUUGAGCUUCACGCUGGCGCAACAAGCUACCGCUCUCGUUCUUGAAAAGAACACUAAAAACAUUUUCUUCCCGUUCAAAUUUUGUUAGCAAAAACCGGCUUCAAGCCUGAAACCUUUAGUCUAAUUUUUACUUAGGUUCCUUUCUAGUUAGCAAUUUAUAAAGGAUAUUUCUUGUUCGUGCACGAACUCGCAACAUUUUAUAACUAUUUGCGGAGACGACAAAAUGGAACCCGCCGUUCCAAAAGUGAAACUAGUAGGUAUGGUUUAGAUAUUAGUGACUGUGAAUGUUCCAAGUUAAACUGUCUAUGUACAUAGUCGAGUCGGUUGAAUUCUAGACGCUCAAACUAGCUUUUGACAAAGCUUGUUAGUUAGAAGUUGUAUAGCGUAGUUAUUUUUAUUACAAUGCUGUGUGGACCACGAGUAGCUUAGCUAUAUGUUAAAGUAUUUUUUUUCUCGUCGAACUCUAAGUUCGACCAGUGUUUGAUCUAUUGCUCUAUGGACCAGAAAUGGUCACGUUGCUGAAAGCAACAGGUUCGAUUAUUGCUUCAAUGUCCCGAGUUAUGUGUGUCAAGAAAUUGAUGUCCAAGACAUCGUAUAAUGAAAUAAUACAAAAUUAAAGAGACAUUUUGAAUAGACGUGAUGUUUAGCUGUUUAUUAUUCCUCACUUGUCUGGAAAUGAAACGCACAAUCCGUUUAUUCAUUGCUAGAAACAGAACUGUAUUAUUAUUUUUUUUCGCUUACAGUAGCUAAUAUAAAACCUGGGUUAUUUAGUUUGGGGCGACAUAGGUCAAGAUAUAUCUUUUACCCUGUAAAUAAGAAACAAACGAGUCGUUUCUCUUUGUAUUGUACACUUUGAUCGGGGUGAUCGUUGGAAAUGAAUGGAACUUCUUUUGAUAGUGAUAAAAAUACACAGUACACAUCGGUGGCAAAGAACAAUACUUAAGUGUCCUGCCGACUCAAAUUUGCUCGUUUCAUUUAUUCAUCGACAGACUUAUCAAGGACGAGGAGGUACUUUCCAUAUAAAAUUUAACUGGAUUAAAUGAAUAGUAAGAUAUUAGAACUAUUAUGGCGUGCGAGGAUAUUGUUCUGAUAAAGUUCUUCAGAGUGGCCUCCGUCGAGAAGACAUUACUUUGUAAACAGGCUCUUAUUUUGGAAAAUGUUUAGACGGUUAAACAAUACUCAACCACAGCAGAUCCGUCGGCUUGCAAGUUCACUGCAUGAUCGCUCCGUUAUCGUCAGGUUGUGACACACAGGUGUUGUACAGUGAUGAUGUUAUUUAUUGAGAACAAUCUUUAAUUUGGGGAAUGUUGCGUUUGAUGGUGUUACUUCAAACGGCGGAAGACAGCUAGUUUAACAGAACACGGUUUUACAUCAACAGGCAAUGGAGAGUGUUAAUUUCAGUAAUGAGAAGAAUGCAAAUCUUUUCCAGCAGUUAACAGAAAUUAAAAAUGUUGCUCUCUUUCUCAGGCUGGCCGACAGACUUUUUUUAAGUGACGAGAAUGGACAGCAGAAGUUUCUCUGUUAGUCAUACCUUACAUAAUAUCAUGUAUGACCUGUGUGUAUAAUUGUUUCCACACGGAAAUUGGUUCUUCGACCUUGUAUUUGAAACAUAGUACCUUGCAAACGGGCUCAAAGUGUUCUAAUUUCGAACCCAAUUUCAAGGUCAAUGAAUAUAGUGUUUUGGCGAUGUCCCAUCGCGUUGUUGUCUCUCAUCGGUGACCUCUUGUUGUACGGGGAACGAAGGUGGUUUGAGUUAUCUCUGAACUCAAACGGAGGCGGUGCUUUUUUACACCGAAUUAGAAGCUAAACUGGGCCUAAUCCCUCUGUGAUUGUAGUCCUACUUUUUAAGCUUUCGACGGCUGUUGUGGUUGAACGUUUUCGCUCUUCUCUCGUAAACUAUGUCGUCUGGUAUGGUCCUCAAGAAAAUCGUCGAAGAACGGUUUUUGGCUUUAAAUUUGGGAUGGUGCGGUGAUCUGUUGCAUAGCCAUAACGCGUCAAAAAUGACCUCUGCGAGCUUGUUAAACAGGAAAACAAGAAGCGGCAACAUUAACUUCGUGAACCGUUAAAACUUUAUUCUUAUUAAAUCGCAUCAAGAGAAAUGAACAUAAAUGUCCUUCACUCCCGCUUCUGAACGUGUCCGCAGUUUUCAAUGCAAUAAUUCUUCCUAGUGAUCCAACCUCGACUCUUAAAAAAUUUCUCAGACAUGAAAUAAACACUCUCUCCUUUAGUUAUUUCAGUUUUUAUUCAAAAUAAAGAUCUAUGUUUACUCUAAGUCACUUGGUGAAAUAACUUGCC
Porites lobata is the source of this 4069-nucleotide messenger RNA. The record is from the annotation of a GenBank genome assembly. Lineage: Eukaryota; Metazoa; Cnidaria; Anthozoa; Scleractinia; Poritidae.